AUGACUCCUCUCCAAGAGGAGGGGCAGGAAAAGACUGUACAUCCAUUCUUUCAAAAGCCAUUGAGUAUGUCUUCUUCCGAUAACUCAUUGCAAGCGUUACAUCAUGGCGCUGAAAGGGUCAAAACUGAUCAGAUUUCAGAACCGAUUCAGUCCCAAUCAGUCCAAACCCGAACCGAAUCAGAGACUGAGAAGACAUCGGAACGAGGUCAGAGGAAGAGUGAAAGAAAAGGAAAACCACCAAUUGCGGGAACUUCAGACUCAUCUAAAAUUACAAAUGGAGAAAAAGCAGAUCUAUUGGAGAUUGAUCCAAAUGAAGGUAGGAGGAAACGUCGAAAGACAAUAUCUCCAGAGGCUGGAACAGAGGUGGAGAUAGAAGGACCGACAAACAUUACGCCUACCAAGGCACCGAAACAAUUGCGAGCAUCGAAGCGUAAACAAACUAUCCCGACCAGGCAAAAUGAUGUAGAUGCGCCCAUUCUGGCAACAUCUACAUCUCAUGGAACACUCUUCAACAUAGAAGCCUCAACACCACCCAAAAACCAUUCGAUCGCGGAACCUUCGUCUCGAAUCAAGCCCUUGGAAGAUAUUUCGGAUACCAGAGUGUUUUUGGGAUCAUCUGCGGGGGAUUCCACAAAAUCGUUCUUUGAUGAAAACCUGAAGCCUAAAAAGGUCCUACAAUUCAAUCCAAAAACUGGCACUAUAGGAUCACCCCCCAAGAAACCUGUUCCCCCGAAAAAGAAAGGAAGGGGCAAAAAGUCUGCAGCUGAUGAAAAACCAAAAUCGCACAUCAUUGUCAUUGGCUAUGGCCGUGGACAAACCCCAGCUUCUGAAACUGGUUCUAAGAUAGAGAAUAUUCUCAACGACAUUGGAAUCCUUACAUUGAACCCUGAAUUAACUUUGCCAGACGUCAAGGAUACAAAAGAGAUAAUAUCAAGGAAAGGAAAUGGCGUGAAUGUUGUCCCGUGGUGGAAGACAGCAAAGAAGAAAGCACCUGUAGAAGAAGUUCAGGAACCUUCGAAGUCACAACCAGUGGACCAAGGAAGGAGAUCUCCCUCGGGUAAACCACCAUCACCGUCAAAUAUUAUAUCCACUUUUGGUCGACCUCGUUCAAAUGAAGUCAGACAAGCCCCGCCAAUUUUUGGGGGCUUCGGAGCGGCUCCCAAAACCCCUAGAUUUCCCGGCGCCACUGAGCCAGCUUGGCCAUGGUCUGGAAUGGUACAUGUACGUGGAGAAAGAGACGAGGAAAUUUCAAGCAGUCCCUCGACCAGCACGAUGGGUGGGGUUUCUUGUAAGAAAGGAGCGAAAUAUCAAGCAGUUGGAAUCGUUAAGGAUGAGGAUAUAAUUAACAGUAUUGCGGCGGAAUUGCGAAUUGACGAUGCAAUCAAUAGCAUCCAAGACCUUCAUAUUGAUGACUUUGCUCCCGUUUCCCCUUGUAUUCGAGUACCGUCAAAACACAUCGAAACAGGUCCGGAUCUCCAGCGUCGGGUUCGAAGAGAACUUGUCUCCAAGCUGAGCAAGCCAGUUAUGUACGAAGAUUCAAGCGAUGACGAGAUUCAAAAACCGGAUACAAAUCGCUCAAAAGCUCAUCCUGCUCUUAAUAAUGUUUACAACUCAAUCGCGACUUCACUAUCAGCAUUCGAUAAGGCCGGGUGUGAGAAUCAAUCCUGGACGCAGAAGUAUGCACCUAAAAGCGCGGAGGAAAUCUUACAAGCUGGACGAGAAGCCCUUUUAUUAAAAGAGUGGUUGCAGAAAUUGACGGUGAAGUCAGUAGAAUCAGGUUCUACGGAGAGUAAAUCCACAAAGAAGUCUGCAUCAUCAAAAGCGGAAUUACUUGGAAAGAGGAAGCGAAGAUCUAAGAAGCUAGACGGUUUUGUCGUUUCAAGUGGGGAAGAGGACAACGACAUGGAUGAAAUAACAGAACCAGAAGAUGAGGAUUUGUUAGGAAGCUCGGGUCUGGCCAAGAAAACAGUCGUACGAUCUGGUGAUAUGAUUGCGAAAGGUUCUAAAGAUUCUAAGCGCCUCGCCAAUGCAGUGGUUAUGAGUGGACCACACGGAUGUGGCAAGUCUGCCACCGUCUUUGCUGUUGCAAAAGAGCUUGGAUUUGAAGUAUUUGAAAUCAACCCUAACUCUAAAAGGAGCGGGAAAGAAGUCAUGGACAAAGUUGGAGAUAUGACUCGCAAUCAUUUGGUCCAAAGAUCCAAAAUUGACACAAUACCCAUGAGUACGGAUUGUGACGAAGAACGUCUAUCUAAUACCAUAGCCGAGGAUUUGAAAAGCGGUCGUCAGGGUACCAUGAACUCAUUCUUUAAAUCCAAAGUACCAACGAAGCCGGAACCAAAGGUCAACGACGUUAAGCUAGCCGUGCCAAAACCGGAAGUCAGUAAGGACACGAUCGUACCAAAAGGGCCACCAAAGCAACAAAAGCAGUCCUUGAUAUUGCUUGAAGAAAUUGAUAUUCUAUACGAGGAGGAUAGAGGAUUUUGGCAAACGGUUAUGCUUUUAAUCGCCCAAAGCAAACGACCAAUUAUCAUGACUUGUAAUGAUGAGGCUGCGGUACCAAUACUAGCUCUAUCCUUACAUGCUAUCAUACGCUUUACUGCAGUGCCUACCGAUCUCGCCGUGGACUACAUGCUACUUGUAGCUGCUAAUGAAGGCCAUGCCAUUCGCCGCGAGGCGGUGAAGGCUUUGUAUGAGAGUCGAGGAUCGGACCUACGUGGGUCUUUGACAGAACUAGAGUUCUGGUGUCAAUUUGCUAUUGGAGAUCGGAAAGCUGGGAUGGAGUGGUUUUACCCUCGCCUGCCUUUGGGAUGCGAUCUAGAUGAACAUGGUGAAAAGUACCGCGUUGUUAGCGAGGGUACCUAUCACACUGGUAUGGGCUGGCUGUGUCAAGACACUCUUGAAAACCAGCGUCCUUACAUUAAUAUCGAGGAACAAACCUUGCAUGAAUCUUGGGAUGGUUGGGGUAUUGAUAUAGGCAAUUGGCAACGAAAUCUGGACAUUAGUACUUGGGCGAACAAGAUCAAAGAUUCUGCCGAUGACCGGGCCAGUAAACGAGCUGCUUUGGCUAUGUACGACGAUUUUGCCGAAGCUAUGAGUGCUACAGAUUGCUUCUCACAUUAUAGCUUCGGUGCAGACAACCAGGUUAUCAAUGAUGCUGGUCAUCCAAAACUGUCUAGCAAAGCGAGAGAAGACUAUACACUCGCAAAUCCAUUACUUGACGUAUCACCCCAAGCUAUCCAUGACAAAACAAGUAUCAAUAUAUCUUUAUGGAUGAAGUCUCGAGCUAGGGAAGUUCUCCAAAUUCGUCAACAUGUCGAACAUGGUUGGGAAAUCCAUCGAGGACUUGAUGGGCCGACCGAGAAACAAGUUCUAAACCUCAUCCGAUCUCAGUCAUGUCCCGAUAGUAAUAUUAUCACUCGCCGUGAUUUCAGCCUGGCAUUUGAUCCUAUUGCAGAGGCCGAAAAGGCAUAUGUUUGGACUACCGGAAACCUUGAAGCAUCGUGCUUUGAUCGAACCAUGAAUCUCAUUGUACUCGAUGUCGCUCCUUAUGUCAGAUCUAUCGUAUCCUACGAUGCGCGUCUACAGAAAGAUCGAGUUCGCCUCAGCAAUCUUCUCAGUCAAGGUGGAAAUACAAAGGAACCGAAAGUCAAGAAGAUGAGAACAACUCGAGCAGCUAUGUCAGCCCUCGAAGGAGGUACAAGGAGUACGACCAGGAAGGAAAAAUAUUUCAGUCAGGAUAUCAAUCCAUAUCUAGUCCUCAGGACUGGUUCACAGAGCUGGUUGGAUGCAGCCAUAUCUACCACAGCAGGGACGGAUGAAGGAAGUCGAAGAUCGAGUAUACAGAUGUCGGAUGGAAAUAUGGAUAUUGAGAGUGGACAAGAUGAACUUAUAAACUAG
This is a messenger RNA of Sclerotinia borealis F-4128, 3897 nucleotides long. The record is from the annotation of a GenBank genome assembly. Lineage: Eukaryota; Fungi; Ascomycota; Leotiomycetes; Helotiales; Sclerotiniaceae.